AUCUACAGACCGACACUCCAUAAACAACCUUUGGGUGAGCAGAGGAGGGACUUUUGUGAUUCUCUAGUGACCACAGUGGUGGGUAGGGCUAGCGCAAUCUUCUCGUGCAAGGUCAUGGGAUCUCUUGGAGAACUCGAACACAUUUACCUUCUACCAAUCCUCGAGCUGUACACAUUGUGCCCGUCGACACGACACGGAGGGGGUAAAAUUUCGCGGCAUUCGGGGUCGUCGACAUGAGAAUGAUCGUUCCAACAAAAUAUAUUCUAUGCUCUCAGGGCUUCUGUACGUCGACUUCACGACCAAGAAAACAGCCAUCAUUCUGUAGACGGAAGAAUCGGCUGUACGUACAUAUCACAAGCUGCUGCUGCUGCUACUGCCCGCAUUCUAACUAACUAUAUUUGAAGCACAAGGAUUCACUGAUUCAGUUCUGAUCCCAUCAGAGUACGACCAUCAGAGAGCAGAGCAGAGCGACUGUGCGACCCAUUUCCUAUUCUUAUUCGUCUGUGUGUCAGAGCAUUGGCUGCACCUUCUCGCAUUCGGUGUGACACCAAUCCACCAGCCAAAUCAAACACCGAAAAAUGCGAACAGCUCGGCGAGAAUGACGGACGACACUGCCUCACAGAUCAGGACAGAGCCACAGUGCAUAGUUCUCGCGACCUCAGCAUACGAUCGAUCGAUCGAUCAGAUUCAUCAGAAGAGUGCAGGGAUCGAAUUCGAACGACCAGCGAUCGGCGAUCGGCGAUCGAUCGGCAACACGAAGUGUGCCAUCGGGGAGGGGAACGAUUGCAAUUGCUUCGGCCGGACCACGUGUCGAGAUCGGGCCCGGGGCGACCGGUGGCACGGACCGGGGCCGGCAAAUCGGUGGAGGCCGUCGCUGUGCAGAUUGCUGCAAGGCGGCCGUACGUCCGGGAGCUGCACCGCCUAUCGCAGGUCGCCGAGAGAGAGGGCCCCCAGCGCCCAGCGGCCGCAGAUGAUCAGAGAGACUGCUUCUGCUGCGACAUCCAUUAUAUUUUAUCCUGUUCGAUAUCCGCCAUCAAUCGCUUUGACCCCUUGACUUUCCUCCUCCUCCUCCUCCUCCUGCUCCAGGCCCCUGCGACAGCCGUCCCAUGCAUCAUUCAACAGGUGUAACGAGAACAGUAUCUUAUCCUGGCCCAACAUUGAUUCGCUCGGAGCCCCCCAUUCUGAAGAUUGCCGAGCAGACGGCCAACAUGCACCAGCCGAUCCGAGCUCCGUCUCGCAGGGAGUCCGAGUCACCAGAAUUUCGUAGCCUCGGCAUCCCUCUCCUGCUCUGCGCAAAGGGGUUCGGAUUGCUUCGUUUAAUAAUGUUUAUUUCGGAGAGGAUCGGCGAUGGUUUCACGAUCUGCGAGAGAGAGUCCUGCAAGAGGGUUUCGUCGCAGAUGUCGCUCAUGGAGCCGCUAGCUAUGGCAACAUGGCGUCGUCGUCGUCGUCGUCCAGUAGCGAGUAAUGAACUGGAAUGCACGUCCCGAGAUGCGACCCCAGGCUUUCUUUCAGAACCCGCCAAGAGCAUUGAAGGGGUCGAGAGCUUGGCGUCGAUCGGAUGUCUCCAUCCAACUAACUCUAGGCUCGGGCUGGGGCAUUAACUCGGCCACAGAGAACAUUUGAUUCAUUCAUGGACGGGGGUCUGGUGCCCACGCAUUUCCUUGUCUCGUCUGCAUGCGGGCCACAAAGCCAGGGCGCCAUUAAUCGUGUCUUACCCAGAAAUUUAUGUGCACUGUGAGUCAGAUUGUGUCGUGCAUGGAGGCCAAGUCGAAUGUUGAUUUGGCACCCACUUCCCUGGUCUGUACACAACACCGCGCGGCCGGGAAGACAAACCAUGGGCCGAUCGGGCAAAGUAGUUUGCGGUCGACAUCGACAC
Messenger RNA from Marchantia polymorpha subsp. ruderalis, 1876 nucleotides. Lineage: Eukaryota; Viridiplantae; Streptophyta; Marchantiopsida; Marchantiales; Marchantiaceae. The record is from the annotation of a GenBank genome assembly.